Psylliodes chrysocephalus is the source of this 471-nucleotide messenger RNA. NCBI's taxonomy places the organism in Eukaryota, Metazoa, Arthropoda, Insecta, Coleoptera, Chrysomelidae. The record is from the annotation of a GenBank genome assembly.
AUGUGCUUUCUCAAAUGGUAUGGGGCAUAUAGCAAGGCAGACCAGUAUCACUUCAAUUUGUUCAUGAGGUCAGUGGCAAAUAUUAAGCUUUUGACAUCAGCUCCCUCCCACCAACUGAGAGCGCAUCUGAACAACAUUUCCUGUGCACCUACCAACAAUUGCAGGAAUGAGCUUCCUCCUCAAGAGUGGAGAUGGAAACAUGUAGGAGACACCCGGGUGCCAAUUAUAACAGAAGAUUUAUCAGCACCGGUGAUCCUACUAAAAACGAUAUUUUGCCGCUACACCAUGUAUUGUGGUAGUGGCAAAUGUGGAUGCCAUAAAGCAAUGCUGAACUGUUCUGCAGCGUGCCUCUACCGCCAAGGAAAAUGCCUUAAUGACGUGCCUGUUGACGAGGACGACGAUGAAGAGGACGUUAAGCCCCUUCAGCAAGAACCACCCACCACUGAAUGUGAAGAUGCCAUGGAUGAAUAA